Molecule: messenger RNA, 663 nt
Organism: Staurois parvus
Lineage: Eukaryota; Metazoa; Chordata; Amphibia; Anura; Ranidae
Source: the annotation of a GenBank genome assembly
UCAUGCUGCUGCCAGGUCCACAGUGUGUCAUGGGUCCCUGUACGGCCUCCCAUUGCUGCUGUCUCCAUCGCCACACUCUGCCAUGUGCCACUUUCAGGUCUCCUCACACUGCUGCUGGUGUUCCAUUUUGUCAUAGGGUGCUGGCAGAUUACGGGCCUCCCAUUGCUGCUGCCAGGCCCCUAAUCUGCCAUGGGCCCCUGUACCGCCUCCUCAUGCUGCUGCCAGGCCCCUAAUCUGCCAUGGGCCCCUGUACCGCCUCCUCAUGCUGCUGCCAGGCCCCUAAUCUGCCAUGGGCCCCUGUACCGCCUCCUCAUGCUGCUGCCAGGUCCACAGUGUGUCAUGGGUCCCUGUACGGCCUCCCAUUGCUGCUGUCUCCAUCGCCACACUCUGCCAUGUGCCACUUUCAGGUCUCCUCACACUGCUGGUGGGUUCCAUUUUGUCAUAGGGUGCUGUAUGGCCUCCCAUUGCUGCUGCCUCCACCGCCACACUGUGGCUCCACACUCUGGUUUUGGCCCCGUGACUGCCCAAAUGAGUGAAGUGUGCGGUGAUUCUAAGAUCGACGGCACUCAUCUGCAUGUCAUACUGACUGACAGUAUUAUUUCUCUUCCCCAGCAGACUCCAAGGGCAUUUAAAUUAAAGGUACAGUGUUCUGCACUAAUAUAA